Messenger RNA from Saccoglossus kowalevskii, 2608 nucleotides. Its product is annotated as tyrosine-protein phosphatase Lar-like. The record is from RefSeq and is a predicted model, not a curated record. NCBI's taxonomy places the organism in Eukaryota, Metazoa, Hemichordata, Enteropneusta, Harrimaniidae. Gene Ontology annotation, molecular function: protein binding.
CUCGUGAACAUCUUAUGUUUCUUUUUGAAAUAAGGAUUUACUGAAUGCCCUUCCAAGCUUACACUUCUUCCAAGUUUGCUCAUCGCUCAGAUCGAAACAGUGUCGUUGCAAAUGCCAUGGAGAACUUAUCGACCUGUUUUGUCAUAAUGUGUAUGGUUGGCUUAGGCUUUGCCGCCGAUGUCAACUUGAAACAAGAUUUGCUCGCCCCAACUGAUGUAAUUGCAACCGUGCUAUCACUCCGCCGUGUCAAACUUAAAUGGACUGAUCCUAUGACUUUUGACCAUGCAAAGACAUAUACAGUGGAGUAUCGACAACUAUAUCCAACGGAAUCAGGAAUAACAAACGUAGAGGUCGAUCAACAAGAAGUCACCAUAAAAGGGCUCCAGUCGUUCGCGCGUUAUGAGUUUAAAAUUGCAGCUCAUAACGAUGAAGGAGUUGGAUUACAGUGCGACCCCGUGUACGCAACAACGAUGAUGGAAGGCGACGGGUAUGCGCCAAUAGUUUCCCCCGUAGUCGUUGACGUCCGUGACAAAGAUUCAGUUAACAAUAUCGUGAACGUGGACGUUGUUGUCAGAGUAACGAGUGCAAGAGGAUAUGAACCUACAGGGUUAAUGGUAUUCUAUUCCGACGACACGUCGCCUGAUUCCAGUUAUCUAUCUUGGCCAAUUGUUAGAGUGGACGUAGACAUCAAUGUUGAAGUUAUUAUUCCGGUAACUGGGUUGUUGCCAAAUCAUUCAUAUAAAUUUAUUACCCAGACAUACAAUAUGAGAGGCGGUAGUCCAAAGUCGGAACCAUUCUCUUACACGACACCAAUGAACGGCGACGGAGAUAUCGUACCAUCACCGCCCACUGACGUCGUUGUUCGGCUCAUCACGUCAGAAUCUAUCAAAAUAGAAUGGAAAUCACCCGAAGAAGGACUACCAAUAACAGGCUAUGAAGUAUACUGGACGAAUGAGAUGGACGCUCCGGUGGAAGAAUGGAGUAUGCUGGAAGCGUCUAGUUCGGUGACGUCUCUCGAACUGACUGCUCUUUUUUCUGAUACGGUAUAUUUUAUCAAAGUUCAAGCACGAAACGACUUCGGUGUUGGGCCGAUGUCAAUGGUACGCGUGAGCACGUCACCAGCACCGGUACCCACGGAAGUACCAAUCAAGUACGGGAUGUGUCCAGAUAUGUCCAACUCUCGCUUCUGCGUGGAGUCGUGCAGUUACCAUAACGAUUGUCCUGGGCGCCAGUUGUGCUGUUAUAAUGGCUGCGCCCGUAUCUGUACCGACGGGCAACCAAUUUUACCAGCACCCAUAAAGGAGUUGACGUGUCCGCCGUUUGCCGAUCCGCCAAAUGGAGUGGCUGUAUGUGAUGGCGGUGUAGUCGGAAGUACCUGUCGAUAUUCUUGUGACGAAGGUUAUAUUCACUCGGAGGCGGACGCAUCUAAGAUGGUCCGUACAUGUGGAUCUGAUGGACAAUGGUCUGGAGAACAGAUCACCUGCGUUCAAGAUGUAAUCGAUGGCCCACCUUUGGCACCAAAUAUACUGUCUAUUGAGGACGUGUCUAUCAACGGCGAUGAAACACGCAGUGUUAGUCUAGUAUGGAGGGCACCCUCUCAGUUCGAUCCAGACAUUACAGGUUACGUAGUUCAUUAUACAGAGGACGUCGAUGCUCAAUACUCACAGUGGAUAAACAUCAACAUCCCGUCCGAUACAACUACGUAUAUUAUUACACAUCUCAAACCAGACACAACCUACAAUUUCAAGAUUCGAGCUCUUAAUAAAUUCGGUCUUAGUAAAGCCUCUGAAUCAGUUCGCUACAGAACAAAAGCAACUCAAAUGGUAAAGAAAACCGGGAAGUGUCCUGCGUUUGUGGAAGGCCGUGGCUGUCAGGAAAAUUGCUUUUCGAAUGAAGAAUGCCCUGGUAAUCAAGUAUGUUGUUAUAAUGGGUGUGGUAGAGUAUGUGUCGACCCCGAAGAAGAGAUUAUACAACCAGCGGCAGAAGAGUACAUCUAUGCUGGCUGUUAUAUGACACCAGACCCUGCUUUAGAAAAAGACGCGGCUUUGUACAAACCAAUUGAAGGGACAAUUUCUGUAAAACAAAGGAGUACUGGUGGUAAUAUUGAUAUUAUUCUCGAUCUCUCGGGAUUCGAUGCUAGCUCUCGCCAUGGGUUUCACGUGCAUACUUAUGGUUACAUUGACGGUAUGACAGGUUGCAGUGCUUCUAACACUGGCCAACAUUAUAAUCCACAAUUUAAAACACACGGGGCUCCAGGUGACUCUGAACGUCACGUUGGUGACCUUGGUAACAUCGAGAGCGAUGAAAAUGGUAAUGUGAAGACAGUUAUUCGUGAUGACGUAGCAUCUCUAGUUGGACCGGAUUCCAUUCUUGGGCGGUCGUUCGUGAUUCACGCUGGUGUUGACGAUCUUGGUCAAGGCGAAGACGAAGGAAGCCAUUCUACCGGUAAUGCUGGGGCCCGCAUUGCGUGUUGUGCUAUUGGAUGGAUGCCAAGUUUGGAGAACGAGUAGUAGUUCUGAAAAUAAAUUUCAACUUGAAGCAAAAAUUAAAUGAGUUGAAAUUCGUGACGUGUUGAAGUGUGUUGGAAAUAAAUAUGAAACAUUUAUUA